AUGGCCUGUUGCUUGAGUGAUGAGGCCAGAGAACAGAGACGAAUUAAUAGAGAGAUAGAGAAGGAAUUGAAAAAGCACAAGCGAGAUGCUAAACGCGAAUUAAAACUGUUACUUUUAGGUACUGGUGAAUCUGGCAAGAGUACUUUUAUCAAACAAAUGCGAAUUAUCCAUGGUAAAGGUUAUACAGAUAAUGAUAGAGCCGAAUUUACUCAACUCGUAUUCCAGAAUAUUUUCACUGCGAUUCAAGCACUAAUAAAGGCGAUGGAAACGCUUAAUAUCACAUAUGAGCAUCAAUCGAACAGGCAACGAGUAGAUGUAGUGCGAACCGUCGAUCCCGAAACUGUUGGUAGCCUUAGUAAAGAACAUGUUGAAGCAAUAGACAGCAUUUGGAAUGACAGCGGCGUGCAGGAAUGCUAUGAUCGUCGCCGUGAAUAUCAGUUAUCAGACUCUGCGAAAUACUAUCUUACAGAUUUGCAUAGAUUAGCAGAACCAAAUUAUUUACCGACUCAACAAGAUAUUUUACGUGUUCGAGCGCCUACAACAGGAAUUAUUGAAUAUGAUUUCAAUUUGGAUACCGUCAUGUUUAGAAUGGUGGAUGUAGGUGGUCAGCGUUCAGAACGUCGUAAGUGGAUCCAUUGCUUCGAGAAUGUCACCUCUAUCAUGUUUCUAGUUGCUCUUAGUGAAUACGAUCAAAUUCUUGCGGAAGCUGAUUCCCAGAACCGUAUGGAAGAAAGUAAAGCCUUAUUCAAGACAAUCAUUACCUAUCCUUGGUUUCAAAACUCGUCUAUUAUAUUAUUCUUAAAUAAGAAAGAUAUUCUGGAAGAGAAAGUACAAAAGUCAAACAUUGCUGACUACUUUCCUGAAUAUGACGGUCCACCAAGAGAUGCACAGGCUGGUCGAGAAUUUAUACUUAAAAUGUUUGUUGACCUGAACCCAGAUAGCGAGAAGAUCAUCUAUUCGCACUUUACCUGUGCUACGGACACCGAAAAUAUUCGCUUUGUAUUUGCCGCUGUGAAAGACACUAUACUUCAAUUUAACUUAAGGGAAUACAAUCUUGUCUAG
Messenger RNA from Trichoplax adhaerens, 1062 nucleotides. RefSeq lists its product as uncharacterized. Gene Ontology annotation, molecular function: GTPase activity; G-protein beta/gamma-subunit complex binding; guanyl nucleotide binding. The coding region runs from base 1 to 1062 and encodes 353 amino acids. NCBI's taxonomy places the organism in Eukaryota, Metazoa, Placozoa, Uniplacotomia, Trichoplacea, Trichoplacidae. The record is from RefSeq and is a predicted model, not a curated record. Gene Ontology annotation, biological process: adenylate cyclase-modulating G protein-coupled receptor signaling pathway. Gene Ontology annotation, cellular component: heterotrimeric G-protein complex. The transcript has 7 exons.